AUGGCUGAAUCCUCUCAACCAUCCAACUCUGAUAUUUGCCACCAAGGAUUAGAAUUUCAUUCUUGUUUACAAAAAUCUAUCACGCAGAGCAUUACACUUGAAAAACAUGCCGAAAAUAUGAUUGAAUGUAUAGAAAUUUUAGGGAGCUCAAACUUUAGUCCAGAUCGUGUUUCAGAAAUCUUACGUACUCAUUUAGAUGAUACUCAAACAAAUAGGGAGGAAACUCGACAAAUAAAAGAUAAAUAUAAUAAUAUUAAGGGUAGAUUGAUUGAAAUUAACAAUGAAAUUUCUGCUCGCUCCAUCAAAAAUAUGCAAUUAUUACUGGAAAAAGAAGAAGAAUUAAAGGACCUUGAAAGAAGUAAUGGCAAACUCGUGACCAUGGGGAUCAUUCUUAUGUUUGCACUUGUUUGUGGAAAAUUGAAUAUUAAUAAUAAAGAUGAUGCCUUGAUUUUUCUUGGAAUUAUGGUUGUGACGAUGAGAGAUUUUGAAGAAGCAUUGACGAAAGGAAUUAAUGUAGAACAAAUCCUUAGAGGCAUCAACCCUUUAGUAUUUCAAAUGGGACAUUACAAUGUUUAUUGGGAUACUCAGUAUAAUCGAUUAAAUAUUUUGUUACAAGAGAGAACCGAAAGUCAAGUAAUUCAAUUAGCUUUGUCGAAGGCUAACGCUAGGUGGGAAAAAAUUAUGGUGGAAUGUGAUAAUUAUACUAAAACCGUACGUAAGCUUGUGAAAGAAUCAAGAGAAACGGGAAAUUCUUAA
Messenger RNA from Funneliformis mosseae, 756 nucleotides. Lineage: Eukaryota; Fungi; Glomeromycota; Glomeromycetes; Glomerales; Glomeraceae. The record is from the annotation of a GenBank genome assembly.